Arabidopsis thaliana (thale cress) is the source of this 689-nucleotide messenger RNA. RefSeq lists its product as uncharacterized. The record is from RefSeq and is marked reviewed. NCBI's taxonomy places the organism in Eukaryota, Viridiplantae, Streptophyta, Magnoliopsida, Brassicales, Brassicaceae. The transcript is spliced from 2 exons. The coding region runs from base 1 to 384 and encodes 127 amino acids.
AUGAGCCUAGAAAGGCGGGAAGCAUCUUGUUUUGCUCCGGCAUCCCAAUACAUCAUCAUCAACACCUUGUUCGCUGAGUCUUUCGACUUUGUAUCAACUACAAGUUCUGUUCUACGCAACAUCUCUACCGCUUUUCUACUUGAACCACCUUUUAAAUACGCCUUUGCGAUGCUUAUUCCCGUUUGCCACGCCAAUGAGAAUCGCGGUUCUUCGACUUCUAAUCCCAUCAGAAACAUUUCCAUUGCCUCCACAUCAGGAAUGCUUUUGAAGAACUUUUCUGCUUCUUUCAACCCUGUACUGAUCUCAACAAGACAAAGCCUAGAUGCAAAAUCUUCAGUGCUUAGAUCGAAGAUACCUCGUUUAGUUAUCCACUCUGAGACCUAAUACACAUCAUCAAGAACAGAGAUAUAACGAUUUUUUAUGAGAUUUAUUGCGAUUGAAUCUCUGAAUCAGACCGAGAAACGAGAGAAGAGGAAGAAAUUGAGACCUGGAGAGCGUGAUUGAAUCGCUGAGACUCGCAGAGGGAAUUGAUGAGGCCUCUUAGAACCGCAGGGUUUAAGUCUUUCCCUCGUUUCAGCCAUUCGUCCAGUGGAGGAGUAACCUUCUUUUGUUCCCGUCCCAAUGCCAUGAUUCGACUAUGUGAAGUCUCAUUUAGCUUCGGCGACGUUAGGGUUCCGGCGAAUCGAAUC